Messenger RNA from Nilaparvata lugens (brown planthopper), 1648 nucleotides. RefSeq names its product glutamic acid-rich protein-like. Bases 569 to 1633 code for a protein of 354 amino acids. The record is from RefSeq and is a predicted model, not a curated record. NCBI's taxonomy places the organism in Eukaryota, Metazoa, Arthropoda, Insecta, Hemiptera, Delphacidae. The transcript is spliced from 6 exons.
GGAUCGUAGCUUGGCAUCAUAAAAUCAGGAACGUUUUGAGUUUUGAGCCUUGCUUGAGUUAUAUGGUGAAAAUUUUGAAAAAAAUGUGUGAAAAGAGUGCUUAAUUUAGUAUAUUCAUAUUUUAAAUGUUAUUUAAUUCUUAUUCAGUCUGUUAGAAAGUAAAUGUUACUUGAACUCAGUUUUAUAUAUGAUAUCAAUUCAAAGUUCAACGAGUGAAUCAUGGCUGCCUUGAAUCCUUUGGCCUAACGUAUGUUUUAGUGAUGUGCGAUUUAUAUUAUACUUGUUAAAAAUGUCAACUUAAUAAUUUUGAUAUUGAAAAAUAAUUAAAAAUGGAGAUUGAUUCAUCCAAUAACAAUACAAACAAUAUUGAAAGUCUAUUUUGUUUUGUUGAUGGUUGUUUUACAACUUCAAUGCGGAACAAAAUCUAGGCUUCCAUAAGUUUCCUCCCAAUAGAGAAAAACAAAUUUUAAGAAAAUAUAAAAAUGGUACUAAAAAAUUAGUGAAUACCAGGCAAUUAUGGAUUGAAGCAUUAAAUAUUGAAAAAGAAGGAACUACCGUUAUUGGGAAGAUGAGAGUUUGUUCUCUACACUUUUCAAAAAAUGAUUUUAUUCUCAAUGGAAAGGAUGUGAAGAAACCUUUUGCAAACCUGAAAAAAACUGCUAUUCCUAGACGCAAUCUACCCCUGAGGAAAAAUUCAAAACUGAGCACAAGGUUACAAGUAAGAGGAUUCAACAGACUGAAAUGGCGCGGACGUUUAGCUUUUCAAGACUUGGACGCGCGUGUUCCGAUGUCAAGAAAUCCGCCGAUCAAGAGCAGAAAAGUAGUUCAGAAAUUCGAAGGAGGGGUGCAACAAAAUGUGAAGAAACCAACAGAAGUAGUAGAAGAAAGCAAAGAAAACGAGGAAGAAGAAGAAUGCAUGGAAGUCGUUGGAUUUUCUUUGGCCAGCCUGGAAGACGGAACCGAAAAGUUAAUUGGAUUGGAUGGUGACCCUGAAAACACUGAAAAGGAUCAAGUAACAUCAGAGUUUAUUAUCAAAGAGGAGCCUUUGUCAGAUAACGAACAGGAAAUAGAUGAAUGGACCGAAGAAAAUAUCAUCGCAGAAGUAGAAAGGAGUGAGACAGAGAAUCAGGGGAAUGAUUGGACCACAAAUCCACCGCCAACUGGAGACAACAGCCAACAACAAGUGAUCACCACACAGUCGGUGCUACACGAUCUAGAGAGCAGUGGUGACGAGCAGGAGAUCAACAAGAAAAAGAAGAAGAAGAGCGAUGAGGGGGCAAGAGAGGAAGAGGAAGAGAUUAACAAGAAGCAGAAGAGUAACGAUGAGGAGACGGAGGAGACAAGAGAGAAAGCGGAGGACGAGGAGGAGGAAGAUGAGAUUCGUGACCGACCCUGUAAGUGGUGCGGCAAACGCGACUGUCGCGGCCACAACGGCGAGCCGCAACGACCGGCCGCGUUCGUGUGCGUCGUCUGCAACGAACUGUUUCAGACGCCUGCGCAGUUGGAUGCCCACUCAGAGCGUCACGACGAGGAGAUGAACGGCUACGGGAACAGCUGGCAUGAUGACUUCGCCUACAGGUCAGUUUUCUUGUUCCCUAUAAGCGCUCAAAGAAGGUCAGUUGACCGAACGUAGUGAGGUCUAUGUUUC